Spirodela intermedia is the source of this 2621-nucleotide messenger RNA. The record is from the annotation of a GenBank genome assembly. Lineage: Eukaryota; Viridiplantae; Streptophyta; Magnoliopsida; Alismatales; Araceae.
AUGGCGCCCAAGGGACUGUUCCUGGCAUUGUGUCUCUCCGCCCUGCUUGUGGCCUCGUGGGGACGGAAGGUCCGCCACUACCAAUGGGAGGUCGGCUACGUCUUCUGGAAGCCCGACUGCCAGGAGAAGGUGAUGAUAGGGAUCAACGGUCAGUUCCCUGGCCCGACCAUCCGCGCCAAGGCCGGCGACACCAUCGUCGUUGAGCUCAAGAACGCCCUCCACACCGAGGGCGUCGUCAUCCACUGGCAUGGCAUCCGCCAAGUAUUCCUCCUCUCCCCUUCCAUUCAAACUUUCUAUUCCCGCUUCCCCUUCUCUCUCUCUCUCUCUCUCUCGCUCUCUCUGUGGUCUGAGUGAGGCGCAAUGCGUUUGGUGUUUCAGCUGGGCACGCCUUGGGCGGAUGGAACGGCAUCCAUCUCGCAGUGCCCGAUCAGCCCGGAGGAGACCUUCGUGUACCGGUUCAAGGUCGACAAGGUGAGCUCCCCCAACUCCUCCCCUCCCUUUGCUGCCGUGUUCGUUGCUUGACCCAGCACGGCCGCACGGCCGCGCCGCUCGCUCCUCGCUGCUGCAGCCGGGGACGUACUUCUACCACGGACACUACGGCAUGCAGAGGGCCGCAGGGCUGUACGGGUCCCUCAUCGUCGACGUCGCCGACGGGGAGAGGGAGCCGUUCCAUUACGACGGCGAGCUCAACGUCCUCCUCAGCGACUGGUAUCACCAGGACAUCAACACCCAGGCCGUCGGCCUCUCCUCCAACCCCUUCCGCUGGAUCGGUGAGCCCCAGGUAAGCCACCGGAGCCAUCCCGCCCUCCAUCUCAAUGGAGGAACGACAGCUCUAAAGCGAAAGUUUUUUCCCGGCCGUCAAAAGGGGGAGGUUCCUGCCCCCCCAGCAGGCCCAUCAAGCGCUUUGUUUAAAGUCUCCGAUUCCCCGUCCCCUCCACUGAGGAAGUGCGGUGGGUGGGCAGGCUUCGUCUCCCUCACGUCUCUAAUUCUCAUACCUGGUCAUGGAUUCUCUUCUGCCCUCCUGGUGCAGACGCUGCUGAUCAACGGGAGAGGGCAGCAUGGCUGUUCGCUGGCGUCGCACGUACUGGAAGGGCUCAGCGCGUGCGAGAUAAACAGCAGCCAGUGUGCCCCCGUGACGCUGCCCGUACUUCCCAACAGGACCUACAGGCUGAGGAUCGCCAGCACCACGUCGUUGGCCUCCCUAAACCUGGCCGUCGGGGUGAGUACACAUCGACGCCUCGCACUGCCGCUAAACACCAGAUUUAAAUGGGACCCACACAGGUCUAAAGAAUGGCAAUAUAUUUUGAUGGGCAUCUGACUUGAGAUUUACGUAAAACAAUAGAAUAUGGCAUAAGACGAAUCAAUGAAACCCCACGAGACAAGUAUAGCUGGUGACGCCUGGCCGUCGGUGGGUUUGGAGACAGAAGAACGAGGGGCACGCAGACUGAUGAUUGAGACGGUAGUCGGUGGCAGUAAAAAUCAGCAUGAAUCUUAGAGCAUGGUAAUUAGUGCAAAAAAAACUACAGCGACUCCAGUCUGAACAGGGGGGAGGGGGGGAAGAACACGCCGGACCUAUUCUCAGCUUGUAGUCAACACCUACGGUGAAAUAGCAGGAUGUAGCAGGACUUGAUGGUUAACUAACUCUAAGUUCUUCCUCUUCAUGGCAGAGUCACAAGAUGGUGGUGGUGGAGGCAGACGGGAACUACGUCCAGCCGUUUGAGGUCAAGGACAUGGACAUCUACUCGGGGGAUAGCUAUUCCGUUCUCCUCACCACGGAUCAAGACCCUUCCUCGAACUACUGGCUCUCCCUGAGCGUCAGGGGGAGGGAACCAAAGACCCAGCCUGCGCUCGCCAUCUUGAACUACCACCCCAACUCGGCCACCAAGCUUCCCACCGCCAAGCCCCCCGUCUCGCCAUUAUGGAACGACUACGCCCACAGCAAGGCCUUCACCUACAGGAUCCUCGCACUCAAAGGAACAGAGAGGCCCCCAGCUUCUGCUACCCGGCGAAUCGCCCUGCUAAACACCCAGAACAAGCUCAACGGGUACACCAAGUGGUCCAUCAACAACGUCUCCCUGGCCCUCCCCUCCACCCCCUACCUGGGUUCGAUGAAGCACCGCCUUGCGGGCGCCUUCGACGCCGAGAGGCCGCCGGAGAGCUUUCCGGGGGACUACGACGUGAUGAGGCCUGCGACCAACCCGAACACCACGCAGAGCAGCGGCGUGUACGUGCUGGACUUCAACACCACCGUCGACGUGAUCCUGCAGAACGCGAAUGCGCUCUCGGCCAACGUCAGCGAGAUCCACCCGUGGCAUCUCCAUGGGCAUGACUUCUGGGUGCUGGGGUACGGCGAAGGGAGGUUCACGGAGAAGGAUGCCAAGGGGUUCAACCUGAAGAACCCCCCGCUGAGGAACACGGCGGUGAUCUUCCCCUACGGGUGGACGGCACUGAGGUUCGUCACAGAUAAUCCCGGGGUGUGGGCUUUCCACUGCCACAUAGAGCCACAUUUGCACAUGGGCAUGGGUGUGAUCUUCGCUGAGGGGGUUCACCUGGUGAGCCGCAUACCAAAGGAGGCGAUCGCUUGUGGGAUGAUGGGAAAGAAGUUCAUGAAUCUCCCAUAA